Molecule: messenger RNA, 4559 nt
Organism: Phacochoerus africanus (Common warthog)
Lineage: Eukaryota; Metazoa; Chordata; Mammalia; Artiodactyla; Suidae
Product: cell surface glycoprotein CD200 receptor 1-like
Exons: 6
Coding region: 177-1007 (276 amino acids)
Biological process (GO): regulation of neuroinflammatory response
Cellular component (GO): external side of plasma membrane
Molecular function (GO): signaling receptor activity
Source: RefSeq, a predicted model, not a curated record
GGCUAGUCAGCCCAAAGCAUACAUAACAGAGAUGAAGAUAAAGUGAAAUGGCAAAGAAAAAUGAUAAGCAAUCUGGUUUAACUGAGAGUAAACAAAAGUGACCAAAAGAGAGACUCACUGAGUCAAUGAUUGAUUUACAGUAGAUUCGUAUUAAAGUAGAAAAUCAAUCACCCCAAAUGAAGACAUUGGGGAGGACUUCAACGGAGAAGUUACUGAUCUCUUUCAUUAUCAUCCUAUCUGCUUCAACAGUUACUUCAUCUGCAGACAGAAAGCAGAGCACUGUAAUAUCUCCUGAAGAAGUUAAUAUUUCACUACCUGUACUGGUGGAUACAACGGCUGAGCUCUAUUGCCCUCCUGUGCUGUGGACAACUGUGGUGGUAGCAACAUGGGAAAUAGUCCUCAGAGACAAGGCCCCCUGCUUCAGAGCCUACAGGGCUGAUACAAAUGAGACCACAUCAGGAAACUGUACUGAUGAGAGAAUAAUCUGGUCCUCCAGACUUGACCAGAAUCCUGCCCUUCAGAUUGGUCCAGUGGCCGUCACUCAUGAUGGGUAUUACAGGUGUCAAAAGGUAGCACCAAAUGGGAAUUUCCAUCGUGGCUAUCACCUCCAAGUAUUAGUACCCCCUGAGGUGACCCUGGUUCAAAGCGAGAAUGGAACUGUGGUGUGCAUGGCGGUUGCAGGGAAGCCGGCUGCUCAGAUUUCCUGGACCCCUGAGGGGGACUGUGUCACUGAGCAAAACCCUCACUGGGGCAAUGGCACAGUGACUGUCCGGAGUAUGUGCUACUGGAAGGCCCGUCAUGUACCUAAUGUGUCCUGCACUGUCUCCCACGUGACUGGCAACAAGAGUCUCUUCUUAGAGCUGAAUCAAGGUGCCGGAAUCCUGGGAUUUCCAGCAUCAUACCUGCUGAUCAUUCUGUAUGUGAAAUUCCCUCUUUUCUUGGUUAUCUUGGUCAUCGUGGGAUUCCUCUACUUCCAGAGAACAGGUGAUCGCAGGAAAGCUCUUUAAAGAAAAAUGAAGAGGUCCUCUUUUGCUUUUCCUUCUUACCUCCUGGAUUACAACAUGGAUGUGAUGACUGGAAGUCCAGCAGCCACAUUUGGCCACAGGAACACUGAAGAUGGAAUCUACUUGCUAAGAUGGUAGAAAAGAAAGAUGGAAGGGUUCUGGACCUUGAUGACCACAGAGUUCCCGUACCAACCUUAGACUACCUACCUUAAACUUUGGCGUGAGCUAGGAUAAACAUUUUUUGUUCAUGGCACUGUUAUUUUUGGUUUUUGCUCCAUAUGCAGUUGAACUUAAGCUGAUUGAGUUUGCCAAUUACAAGCUUUGCUCUCAGUCUUGCAACACAGGUUAUGCUUUAUUCAUGUGCAUUUUCAUGGCCUGUUUUUGUUCUUCCUCUAGUGAUUAUGAAGCAAAUAAUAUUUAAUUCAUGUGUAUUGCCAUGGUCUGUUUUCAUUCCUCCCUUAGAGAUAAUGAAAUAUAUGUAACUUCAGAAUAUAGUAAUCAUAGGUGUGAGAGCCAUCUCUAAGACAGUUCCAGAAGAAUUUCUGGUUAUAUAAACUCAAGGGAUGCUUGUGAUAGGAAAUGGCAUUUGGGGAUAUGCAAAGAUGAUCUAAUAGUCAGCCAGUCCCAAGGCAUGAAAGGGCAUGUCUGCAUUGUAGAAUUGGAAAGAUAAAGAUACUGUUGUGGGCUUGUAGAGAAUAUGUGAGCCCAAGAAACAGAGGAACUGAAAUACAUGGGACAUUACCUAUCAAAUCUUUUUCCAUGAAAAAGACUCCAUCAUUCCCUGAAGAGAUUUAUCUGAAUUCAUGCUUCUUAUCUGUUCCCUUCUUACUGCCAUGAUUUUCUGGGAAGAGUGAAAAGCUAAGCUACUCCCUCUCAACUUCCUACAAGUGCAUAAAGACAAAAAAAAUUUUUUUUAAUUUUCUGAACACAUAUAUGUAUGCAUAUAUACAUAUAAGACAAAUUAAUUGUGGUCCUAAACUGAGGGAAAUUGGGAAUAACUUUUAUCAAAACACAAUUAAGAGCCACUAGAGGGUGCUUCAACUUAAUUCUUUUAACUAUUUCCAAGCAAGCUAAAAUCUGACCCCAGACAGUAAUCUUGCUUUUUUUUUCUUUUAUCAUUCCAUACAACUGUCCCUCCAUUUACUAAUUCUUUAGGUCUUCUUAGUUGUUAGUUCUGAAACAAUUACAGAAGAAAGGGAAAGUGGUUUAAAUUAACUUAAGGAGAAAAGUUUUUUGUUUUUUGCUUCCAAACUUGAAUUGCAUUACCACUGUCAAUUUUAGCUGAAACAUUUUGUUUAUCAAACAAGAUAGAGGUAAGCAUUAACAGUCUCAUCUCAGGGAAAGGGGAAAUGUGAGAAUCUCUUAGUGGUUAAUCAAAGUUAGUACUCACUUAUUUCUUAAACUGGGAAGUUGAGAUCACUCCAUUCCCUAAAAAACAAAUAGCUGCUUGUUAGCCUUAAUGGCAGCAGAUGGUCAGAGCUACAAAUAAAACUAGCUGGCCUUUUCUACUUCCUGGGUCCAACCCUUAUCUCCUCCCCCAUCAUCCUUAAGAGGCACACAUGGUAUUUUAAAGCUAGAGGGAAGCUGCAGAUAAAGUAGGCCAACUUCCUCAUUUUACAAAAGAGGAAACUAACACUCAGAGUAAACUGACCACUGGGUGUUACCAAGAAGCCAGCUGGAGUGUGGACUUGCUUUGCUUGCUAAUGAGAGCAUGCAUGAAGUGGGCUUUAUAGUUUGUUUGGUUUGGACUGAGACUUAGGGUUCAAGAGAGAAUUUACCAAAGCCUUCAAAAGGAUCCUAAGAUGAAAAAGUGAAACAGCACAUGAAAUAUUCAUGACAUUUACUAUCUUCAAGGAAAGAUUGAAUGUUAUCAUGGUUAACAAUUGUCACCACAUGCCAAGGACCUCACAUGACAAGUACAUCACAUCUAAACUGAGAAACAAGUGCAAUGGAGAGAUUUUAAAAAUUGCUUGUUUAAAUCUUAUUAUAGUCUUUUCUACAAUCUGGAUGUAAGAAAAGAGGCAUGAGAGGAAAAUUUGUCUGUUUAGGGAAAUAUACCAACAGUUUAGACAAAUAUACCAACAGUUUAGACAGAGAAGAGGGCUCAGGUUGUAGAAUGCACUGGAAAUAGCAAAAUAAAGGGAAAUAAAAUGAUCAGCAAAACUUAAAAAGUCUUCUUUCUGGGUUCUAGUAAGAGGAAUUUUGGAAGCUCUUGAGGAAUAAAUAGAAACAGAGUAGGCCUUUGCUACAAAAGCUCUUGAGGAAUAAAAGAAGAAACAGAAUAGGCUUUUACUACAAAAAGAAUUGGUGUGUCAUAAAUUCUCUAUGAGGGGGUAGCUAAAGAAUAUUAGAAUUAAAGAUGCCUCUCUGUUAAUAUUUAGUUAAAAACUGUUAGACAUAAUUGCAUGAUUAAUGGUGAUUUAGAAAUGAAGGAAGAGGAAACUCUGCCCACAUUUGGGGGGAACAGAACAAAGAGUGCAUAGUUGGCAGGCCUGGUGAUGAGAAAACAAGGAUGGCCAAAAAUUAGUUGGAAUUAGCAGUUUAGGGAGAGAGAUGACAAGAAGCCAGCAGAGGAAGGCAUGCACUCCACUAGGCAUUUUCAAAAAGCUGGGGAGGGUGUUGCAGUUCCCCAAAUUACACUGGCCAGAGAUUCAGUUAUUUUAUUUGGCCAUUAAAGGAAAAAGAUUUUUCCAGAAGAUUGGAACUCUUAGGGACCAUUGGGAACUGCAAGGAUGCUUAGGAAAAGAAGCUCACAGUCGACCAGCAGAAUUACUCCUUGAACUCCGAACACUUAACUAUAUUAUGUUCUGAUAAUAAGGAGAACUCCAUAAUCUCUGAAGGUGGCUAGAUCUAGAGGUUGGCAUUCUCCUGCCUCUUCCCAGUGACUUGUAGCUUAGAAUUUUCUGGACUAGAAGAAAGAAAGAAAUAGGAAGACUCAGAAAUUCUUAAAUUUCUAGACUUUUCUCUUUUUAGGGCACUGCAAGCUCUCUGCAUUCCUAAAUAGCCACAAUAGGCCAUAAAGAUGGUAUAGCAGAUGUGCCCAGGAUCUGUGUGUAACCAGGCCCAGUGAGAGUCAGUGUCCACAGUGUUCAGAUGGGAAGCAGUUCCCUCUGCUAUUUUUCUCUCUUAGAUUUGUGUCCACCUGUACUUCCUGGGUAGAAAGCUGAGCAUUUCCUUCUCAGUGCUGGCCAUAUGUCUACACUGAGAGCUUUAGUUCUGUCUAUUGCUAGCUUCCCACAUACCUCUAGACACAAUUUAUACCUGAAAUGGUAUUGAAGGGCCAGAGGACCCCAAAAUUACAUUGUGGGGGUGGAAUGGAAUCUUUGCUAGAAGAGGACAGCAUAUCUCUCUAAAUUCCAAGGGGUGGUAUUUCUGUGGAUUGGACGGAUGGAUAGAUCGAUCAUGGGAAAAACACAGUCAAGUCCUGGAAGCAGGGUCCAAAGGGCUAGGAUCUCCAAGGGUUUAUUUAAAUUUCUUUGCUAAGGCUACCUAUAGCACUCACUUUGAUGUAUUCUGAGUAAAUUAAUUCCUUCAUUCAUUAAAUGUUCAUUAAUU